CCCGUGUCGACAGCAAUCAUUUCAUUGUACCAACACCUGGUCUUCCAACUUCUACCCGGGUCUUGCAUUGCUGCCUUGAAACACGACCAUUCCCUUCUCUAAUCCAACUCAGCUUAUCAUCUCUUUCGGUAGAGGCCGCAUUCUUAGACCAUUGCCAGCCCCCCAUCGCCGAGCUGUCAUCUUUCCUUCCACUUUCGACCUCUUCGAUGAGCACACACGUAACUUGCCGCUCCCCAGGCUUUCUCCCUGGUCUUUAAUACUGUCCUACUCAUGACCGCCUGGCCUCUGCGCGGAUCUUUGAAGAGCACCCAGAUACUAAAGAUUGGUUGUACGCAAAGCCUCGCAGUCAUUUCCUCAGGGAGAAGGGCAUUCCAUUGUCCGUGCCAGUGCGAGGCAGUGCAUUCCGCGUCUGCAAACGCAACACUGUUUGGCUGAACAACAACGAGACCAUUGCAGACUACCAGGCUUCGCAAUGGCAACGGCAGCCUCACAGCAAUCGCCUUCGAUGGUGCGCAGUCAUUCUUCAUCACGAAACCCUCCUCCUUCGUCCUACGCUCCCGCUUCCCCUGCGCAACCUUCCAGAACACGAUCAACGAAUUCACGGCCUUCCAACCAGUUAGCUCACAACCGCUCUGGCUCCCGUUCGUAUGACAUUCCUCCCCAAUCGAACCCUACCGCGCUCGCAAAUGUCGCCCGCAGAGACUUUGAACAGACCAAUAUGCCGAGAACAUCCUCACGGAGAAGUUCACGAGACGGGAGGGCGGAUCACACCACGGACAAUCAUGGGAGGACUUCAUCGCGUCCCGGUUCAAGACGGGGCAGUCAAGACCUUACUGCACCAACUACGGUCGUAGCGAACGGCACAUCAGGCCCACCUCCACCACCUUCCAGCACGACUAAUCCGGACAGACAUGCUGCACAGACGUAUCCUACUGUAGGCCGCAGACGAACGUCUAUAACCGCACAAACAGGUACAUGGUCAUUGGGCAAAACCAUUGGGCAAGGGAGCAUGGGCAAGGUCAAGCUUGCAAAGAACACUGAAACUGGAGAACAGGCUGCUAUCAAGAUUGUUCCACGGCAAACCCUUGAUGACCACGGUAAUGCAAAAGAUGAAAGAGCAGAUCGGUCAAAAGAAAUCCGCACAGCCAGAGAGGCGGCGAUGGUGUCCUUGCUCUGCCAUCCAUAUAUUUGUGGUAUGAUCGACGUACAGCGGACAAAUUAUCAUUGGUAUAUGCUCUUCGAAUAUGUCAAUGGUGGGCAAAUGCUCGACUAUAUCAUUGCUCACGGCCGAUUGAAAGAGAAGCAAGCCAGGAAAUUCGCGCGUCAGAUUGCAAGCGCUCUGGACUAUUGCCACCGCAACAGCAUUGUACACCGAGAUCUGAAGAUUGAGAACAUUCUCAUCAGUAAGAAUGGUGAUAUCAAAAUUAUCGACUUCGGCCUCAGCAAUCUCUAUUCGCCCCGUGCCCUCCUCAAGACAUUCUGCGGAAGCUUAUAUUUUGCAGCCCCAGAAUUGCUACAAGCUCGCCAGUAUACAGGGCCAGAGGUUGACGUGUGGAGUUUUGGGAUUGUGUUAUACGUGCUCGUUUGUGGCAAGGUUCCCUUCGAUGACCAAAGCAUGCCUCAAUUACAUGCCAAGAUCAAACGUGGUGUUGUUGACUAUCCACAGUGGCUAACAGCUGAGUGCAAAAACAUUAUUUCGCGAAUGCUUGUAGUCGACCCCAAAGAACGGGCGAGCCUUCAGGAGAUUAUGAAUCACCCAUGGAUGACGAAAGGCUUCAAUGGACCCCCAGACAAUUAUCUCCCACAUAGAGAGCCCCUUUCGUUGCCCCUUGAUCAAGAAGUCAUCGACAAGAUGCAGGGCUUUGAUUUCGGCUCGUCUGCCUACAUCACUGAGCAGCUUACUCGCAUUGUUGAGUCAGACGACUAUCAGAAUGCCAUUCGAAGAACAACCAAGGAUGAUCACAGCCACACUUCUGGUGGGGGAGACAAAAAGCGUGGAGUUUUCGACUUCUACAAGCGGAGAAACUCUAUAAGCAGAGAGGGCUUGACAGCCCCUUCGUCGGAAGCAAUUCGGGGACACGACCCGCUGAAUGCGUACAGCCCUCUCGUAUCAGUCUACUAUCUGGCUCGCGAGAAACUCGAACGAGAACGCCGAGAACAAAACCCGGGAGCUUUAGCUAUGCCAUUGACACCUAAGGAGAUCCCUCUGAAAUUGCCAGGUCUCCCAACACCUGAAGCGGCCCAUACCAAUACCUUUGCUCCCGAGAUGCCAGGUGAGAAGGCCACUGGUGGCCGUUCAAGACCUCGUGCGCGGACAAACGGUGAAGAUGAUGUAGUUCAUGCUAUGAAAACUUUGGAGAUUCCAGAGAAGAAGCCGGCUCCCAGUGCAACUUCGCCAACAGCGAUACCACCACCAGAACAACCCACAAGACGAGAAGGCACUGCUAUUGGUCUGUUGAGGAGGUUCAGCACCAGGCGUUAUCGCGACCGCGACAUGGAACGUCCUCAUCCACCACCAGCGUUGAAUAUCCAGCCUCCCCAAGAUUCUGCAGCCCCACCACGUAAGUCUUUCUCUGUUCGUCGGUCUCGGAGGAGGGAGCCAAGUCCCAGCACGCACCAUGCUGGAGGAAGUCAGCCUCAACAUGAAGGCCUUCUCAGCACCGGGAACAAUUCCUCGAGAGCUGGGAAGUUUCUGGGUCGGUCGACCAGCGUUAACUCUGCAGAGUACCGUCCUCGACGACUUCUACAUCGUGGGCCAUCAGCCAACGAAUCACCGUUGCUGGCACCCGAGCCACCGCCUACCAGCGGUUCAGAUAAGUCCAGCCUCAGUGGCGGCAAGAACAGCAAGGGUGUUGAGCUUACAGACAAGCCUGUGGCAAACGCCAACCCAUUGCCUACACCGCGCACGCCGACUAGUAGCCGCACCAAGUCUCUUGGUCAUGCGCGACAAGAAAGCAUUCAAGCAAGACGCCGACGGUACGAAGAACGACGGGAUCGAGAGGCCAACGUUCCGGAGGAAACUGACGCUGACAUGCGAGAUAACACGGAUGCUUUAGAGACACCUGCCAUUCCUGACACUCCAGGAACGGAGAUCUCCAAGCCGGCAAGUCUAAAAGGGCUAUUCUCGACCUCAACAACCAGCAAUAAACCGCCCGAAUUCAUCCGGCAUGACAUUAUCCGUGUUCUGAACCAGUUGGGCGUUCAGUAUAGUGUCAUCAAAGGCGGCUUCUCUUGCCGGCAUGCGCCCAGCAUCAAUCUCGAAGGUGUCAAAGAGCAGGGACCCGGGCUAGAGGACGAUAGAAGUGGCCGCGUAACAAGUGGACACCAACGACGAAUCUCAUUUGGCGGAGCUUUCCGCGGUAAGGACAGAGAAGAUAUCAAGGACGAGAGACUCGGUCGCCACCCGACUCGGAGACGACAGCCAGAUCAAAGUUUCGUGACCAAUUCCGAAGGCUCGGACGACUAUCUGCCACAGACCAGACACACGAGCGAGGCGCCUGCCGAUAUGGCAGCGACCAGAACACGAGUUCAAGACGAUAACGGUGAACGGCUUGUUCUUCGGUUUGAAAUUGCGAUUGUCAAAAUUCCCCUCCUCUCGUUGCAUGGAAUCCAAUUUAAGAAGGUCCAGGGAGGGAUGAACCAGUACCGUUCGAUGACUGCGGCGAUUCUCAACAGCCUAAGACUUUAAGGCUAUGGAGAUUGCUUUUGUUUUUGAGUUCCAACUGAAAGGUAAUGGCAUGUUCAGCGAGGCGUAUGCAUGGAGAAGAUGAACGCGAGGGCGAAGCCAAAUGUAUUUGAAGUGACUUUUUCGGGUGGUGAGCAGCGCAGCCACUCUAUGAAUGAAUGCCAGUGCAAGCGAAGUGUCUAGACCACGAUUAUUCGCACCAUGAUCAAACAUAUGAGAAUGAUAUACAGGAUCUACUCAUAAUCGCUCUCUUUUCCUCCGUGUCGAGUGGUUCAAGCCUUUUUCCCUGGCACGGAUUCUGAUGUUGACACCUCGUGUGAAAAGAGGGGACGCCGGAGGGCUUGAUAGGUCGAUCAGAGACGGGGAAGGCGGGAUGCGCCGGGAGUAGUAAUGAUUUUUAAGUCCUCUGUACGGGGAAGG
Exophiala oligosperma is the source of this 4105-nucleotide messenger RNA. RefSeq lists its product as uncharacterized. Bases 473 to 3688 code for a protein of 1071 amino acids. The transcript is spliced from 2 exons. NCBI's taxonomy places the organism in Eukaryota, Fungi, Ascomycota, Eurotiomycetes, Chaetothyriales, Herpotrichiellaceae. Gene Ontology annotation, molecular function: ATP binding; protein serine/threonine kinase activity; tau-protein kinase activity. The record is from RefSeq and is a predicted model, not a curated record. Gene Ontology annotation, biological process: intracellular signal transduction; microtubule cytoskeleton organization; protein phosphorylation. Gene Ontology annotation, cellular component: cytoplasm.